UGUAUCAGCAUCUUAAAUCGGUAUCUGGAAUCAGAGAAGUUCACUCUGGACAAACUGUGGCAGGGCAUCACCAACCUGGAUGUGAGCCUCGACGUGGCUGAUCGAAUCCUGCACCAGCUGCCAACGCCGGAGGAAGCCAAGAUGUACCUGAACUACGAAUUCACCGACAGCCAGUCGUUGGAGGAACUUACAGACGAGGACCGUUUACUGCUGCACCUCUGUAAGGUGCAACGUUUGAGCGCAAAACUCGAGAUUAUCAUCUUCAUGAACACCUUCGAGACCUCUCUGGCCACCCUCAACUCGGUAGGUCCACCGGUCUGCUGCUACUGUUUUCUGUAUUUCCCCGGUCGAUCCGGUAGUUUUGGCUGGCUGAUGAUACUUGCUAAGCUUGAAACGGUCGCACGGUCUCUUUCGAGUAUCUUGUGUUCUCUCAGGUGA
This is a messenger RNA of Dibothriocephalus latus, 438 nucleotides long. The record is from the annotation of a GenBank genome assembly. Lineage: Eukaryota; Metazoa; Platyhelminthes; Cestoda; Diphyllobothriidea; Diphyllobothriidae.